This is a messenger RNA of Oncorhynchus keta (chum salmon), 5286 nucleotides long. Its product is annotated as general transcription factor 3C polypeptide 1-like. The record is from RefSeq and is a predicted model, not a curated record. NCBI's taxonomy places the organism in Eukaryota, Metazoa, Chordata, Actinopteri, Salmoniformes, Salmonidae. The transcript is spliced from 30 exons. Gene Ontology annotation, biological process: 5S class rRNA transcription by RNA polymerase III; transcription initiation at RNA polymerase III promoter. Bases 127 to 5286 code for a protein of 1719 amino acids. Gene Ontology annotation, molecular function: DNA binding. Gene Ontology annotation, cellular component: transcription factor TFIIIC complex.
ACCACGCCCCCUACCAAAGGUGGAGCCAAUCAGGAGCCAGAGCUGGAAUCUUGGCUUAGCCCAGUUGAGGAGGAGGAGGAGGAGUCAAAAUUCGGUCCUGACGUUUCAUUGGACCAGACGGGGAGUAUGUUCGCAGGCAACAGCCAAGCGGAGGACAGCGUCACGGUCAUCGAGGACAUCCACAUUCAGAAGGAGCACCACCGCCAGACGUACCGCCUGCUGAAGAGGAAGAACGUGAUUGUGGAAGCUGUUCAGAGCCUCAAGAUCAUAGAGGGCCUCUUCACAAUCCAGAGGUUGGUUCAGGAUGAGGAGAAGCUAGAUGGUGUGAACACUAAGUGUUGUAGGAAGUCUAUCCUGCGUCUCAUCAGAUCUCUGUCUAAAGAGGGAAUGCUCAAACUGUUCAGAACCACUGUUAUACAGGACGGAGUCAGCAAGAAGGUGGAGUUUAUAGUCCACCCCUCUGUCUCUCCUAGUGAUGCUUUAGUGAAGUCGGCUAUAGAACAGGUCCGCUUCCGCAUCUCCAGCUCCUACCCUGCUGCACGUAAUGAAAUGCAGGAAGAGGCGAAGGAGAGAGAGAGGAGCAGUGUGGGAAAUGAGGUCCCUGCUGAAUCCCAGAAUAUGAGAACAGAGGACAAGAUGGGAGACAAAGACAAACAACUGAAGAACUUCAAACCUUCUAUAGUUCCAGGUCUCAGCAGGUCUUUGGGGUACCAGCCUAAGAUGCCUCGUCUGAGACUGACACACACCUUCUUGUGGUAUCUGGUCUACGGACACCCCCUGAGACACCCCUCUACCCCCACUCCCCCUGACCUCCACAACACCUCCAGCUCUAUCGUCCUCCCCACUGAUAACCCUGGUGUCCAGACUACCUACCCCACCACCCCCAGUAACCCCUCACAACCCCAAACUACACACCCUGACGACACCCAUCCUUCUAGCUCUGAACACACAGACCUUACCACUUCAACCCCCCGAAACACAGACUCCCCCAAUCCCCAGAACUCAGACCUCCCCACCUCAACCCCCCGAAACACAGACUCCCCCAAUCCCCAGAACUCAGACCUCCCCACCUCAACCCCCGAACACAGACUCCCCCAAUCCCCAGAACUCAGACAACUCAGACCUCCCCACCUCAACCCCCAAACACAGACUCCCCAAUCCCCAGAACUCAGACCUCCCCACCUCAACCCCCGAAACACAGACUCCCCCAAUCCCCAGAACUCGGACCUCCCCGACACCCAGAGCCCACCCACUGACAACGCUGCAGUAAGCGACCCCGCCUCCACAGAGGGACAGCCAGGCCUGACCCCUGACCCGGAAGUGAUGUCAUCGUUGGCGGAGGAAGGGCAGGACGUGAUCAAUCUGACAGAUGUCGGACACGACCCUGACAUGAAAGUCUAUGUAGAUGAGGUGUCUUGGAGGAGGUUCAUCCCCCCGGCUCCGGUCCACAGGGAGUUUGGUCCAGGCUGGGCCCUGACCUCUGAUGUUGUUCUCUGUCUGCCUCUCUCCAUCUACAUUCAGAUUAUACAGAUAUCCUUCAAGGUGGAUGGUUUGGAGGAGUAUCUGAACGACCCAGUGAAGCAGCACUACCUCAUCAGGUUCCUGCCUUCUAGGAUGAAGACCCAACUACUGCACAAACGGAAGUACAUCUUUAGUUUCCAUGACAGCAUGCAGCGUCUGAUUUUCAUGGGUCUGCUGCAGUUUGGCCCGGUGGAGAAGUUCCAAGACAAAGACCAGGUGUACCUGUAUGUGAAGCGUAACUGUAUGAUAGUAGACACUACUAUGUGUGAGCCCCACUAUAACCUGGUGUUGGAGACGAGGGUGUUUGAGAGACGCAGAUACACACUGAACACCCUGACAGACGUAGAUAACUACUGGUUUGACCUGAUGUGUGUCUGCCUCAACACACCACUUGGCGUGAUCAGGAAGGAGCGUCCGAAGAGAAGCUCUGCCUCUAAAUCCCAGGAGGGGCCAGUCGGGGUUCCCGUGGAAACAGACCGCCACAAGUUCCGUCACCUGGAUCACAUGCUCAAGGGCAGCAGGGAGGUGUGUUACACAGCAGUAAUACCAGGGGACGGUGAAGGAGCAGGAGGUCUGGACUCUGAGUUCUUCGGACACCUCAAACGCAACUGGAUUUGGACCUGUCAUCUGAUGAGAACCAAGAGGAGCAACAACCAGUACGAGUCCAGUAACACCGUGAGACUGAAUAGUCUACUGACCAAACAUGUGACCAUGGAUAGAGGCCCCAAGUUCCCCGGGCCCCAGUCCUCUAAGCAGGGGGUCCCAGCAGGGUUGAGGUUGGAGGAGGUCCACAUCUCCACUGAGCCGUCCAGUCGGAACCGGCUGGUUAAAGGAGGGAAGAAGCAGAAGAGGAAGAGAACCAUUAAACUGAAAAAACAGGCCAAAACACCACAGAAGAAGAAGAAAGUCGAGGUUAGAAAGCGGCCCCCAGUCCAUGAUGCAGCAGACCACAAAGCUCUGAUGAUGAUGACCAGACAGAGAGUAACAUGGAGCGUCAGCGAGGACUCUGUACUCAUCCUCUGUAGAGUCGCUUCACACUUCCUGAACCGCAAGCUCCGCAGGCCCUUCGUCCCGUGGUGUGUAGUGAGGGAUCUGCUCCACGCAGAGUUUGAAGAGUCUCUGGAUAAAACCUCUCCGUCUGUUGGACGACGAUCACGUUACAUCCUGAAGAACCCACAGACAUACCUCAACUACAAGAUCUGUCUGGCGGAGGUGUACCAGGACAAGCCUCUGAUAGCGAAACUUCAGGGAAGGAAACACGACCCCAACGACCCCAAGGAAUGUUCUACAGUGUUCCGGGAGUUUGUGUCGUUACUCAGACAGAAGUUCAGCUCCGCCUCCGGGUCGUGUGAUGUCACCAUCCCUGACACCAAGACACAGCUGUUCUCACGGUUCAAGGUGUACACCCUGGAGGACAUGUCAGAUGAGAAGACCAAGGACUCUCUCAACAGUAUUGAGGACAUCCACUCCCUGGUGUUGAAUAAUCUGAUCCAGAGUACAUUGGCCAUGUCCAACUCUCAGAUGAAAUGCUGCCGAUCUUUCCAGACCUUCCAUACCUACAGUAGGUACCGUCAGGAGGUUCUGUGUCAGGUGUUUGUCCAGUGCAGGAAGAAGGGAUUGGUCAACAGGCGAAGGAUCAGUCAACUGUGUGGCCCCAAUAAGAACCGUGCCCUACCCAUCCUGCCCAUGUCUUACCAACUGUCUCAGAGCUACUACAGGUGUUUUACAUGGCGUCUGCCCACGGGUCUGUGUACAGAGGUGUUUGACUUCAUGCAGGCCUUGAGUGAGAACGGGACUGGAGACAACCACCCUUCCACGGUCUUCAUACACGAAGGGAAGGAGAAGUGGGAGAGCAUGGAGAGAGGGGAGGUGGGCAUGGAGAGAGGGGAGGAGAGAAGUGAGAAGAAUAAGGAAAGAGGGGAGGAGGAGAGAGAAAAAGAGAAAGAUGAAGAUAUGGAGACAGAAGACAGAGGGAAGAACACAGAGAACGAGGAGGAGAACGAGGACAACGCGGCCCACAACCAAGCGGAAGAACAGGUCUCGUCUUUUACCGUCCAUGGAGUUGAGUCUACCUCCGGGGGCCCUGCCUCCUGUCCUCUCACCCAGACGGAGGAGCCGGAGUCGGGGACAGCACCCGGCCUUGACCGCUCUCUCCCUCUGGAUCUCACGGAGAUGUUGCAGUUCUCCCUGGAGUCCCCGGGGGGCGCCACUCUGGCCUGUCUCAGUCUGAUGACUCUGGGUCUGCUGUCAGUCCACGUCUCCAUACCUGAACACAUAGUGGUGUUGGACAGCACCAUGGUGGACAAUGAGGUGGUUAAGAGUAUCUCAGUGCUGGCUGAGGAUGAUGAUGAUGAAGAGGAGAACGAGGGGCGGAGUCGGAUCGAGGUGAGGGCUCACAAGGCGUCCCACACCAAGUACCUGAUGAUGCGUGGAUACUGCGUUCCCGGGAUCGUCAACCUCCGAAACCUCAACACCAACGAUAGUAUCGUGGUGGAAUCGUGCACCAUGAGACUACAUCUACGACACACACCUGUACACACACUGUUUACUACCCAGGACUCUCCUCCCAUAGACUUCUCCAGACACGGUCCCUCUCUCCUCCCCUCUUUACUCUCCCAUUCCCUCAGAGCCCAUCCCUCCUCCUCCUCCUCUCCCUCCUCCUCCCCCCUCCCCUUCUCCCCCUCCUCCUCCGUAGAGGUGUGUGAGGGGCGUCUGGUGACUCAGAGAGGGUAUAGCCCAGAGGACAUUGGUGCUGUGGCAGAGCUCAGAGCAACGCUGGAGAGACACGGAGCCUUCGGAUUGGACAGGCGGGACCUGGUGACAUCACACACACACCUGGCCGACCCGAGAGACGGACGGACCAGAGGUCUGCAGCGGUACAUACAGGACUUGCUGGAGGAAGAGCUGGUGUUGGAGGUGGGAGGGAGCUCAGUGCGUCUGGUGUUACUGAGUCACGCUGAGCCCUGGCUACUGACCUCCACAGAGAGUCAGAGAGACCGGCCACACCAAACCCAGCGAGGAGCCUCUGCCUUUGGGGACAGAAAGCACCACAACCCCCUCCUCCGCAAGAGAAGAAUGGUGGCCCCCAGAGAGCAGGAACCACGUAGUAAGAGAGGGAGAAGAGAAACGCUGAUGGAGGAAGAGGAGGUUGAGAAGAGGGAUGAGACACCGGAGGAGGAGGAGGAGGAGGAGGAGAAGAUGCAGCCUGAAGAGAAAGACAGGAACGAGACUGCAGAGGAGAGAUGGAUGAAGAGAAGAGAGGAGGAGGCAGGGAAAGAAGAGAGGGUACAAGAGGAACCAUCAUCUACCAUUGAGACAGAACAGAGCACAGUGGGCGACGGCGAGAAGCCAUUUUCAUCUCUAGCUGAGGAAGAGGAUGGUGAAGCUAGCGGUCUGCGCGAGGAAGAGGAUGGUGAAGCUAGCGGUCUGCGUGAGGAAGAGGAUGGUGAAGCUAGCGGUCUGCGUGAGGAAGAGGAUGGUGACGCUAGCGGUCUGCGAGAGGAAGAGGACGACAGCGGCGGCGUGUGUGACGUGUCGUUCGUCAGUCGUCCGUGGCGUAUCGUGGACGGCAGUCUGAACAGGCCGGUGUGUAAAGGCAUGCUGGACGCUGUCCUCUACCACAUCAUGACCCGGCCUGGUUUACCAGAACACGCCUUACUGGAACACUACAGAGGGGUCCUGCAGCCAGUGGUGGUACUGGACCUCGUGCAGGUAGGAAUGACGACCACACCGGGGCCGUGCACAGACCUUUGGUGGGGCAGCUGA